AUGGCGGAAUAUUUGGUGGUAGAGAAUCUGCUUAAACUGAGUCAGAUUGACCCAGAGCUCAACGAACUGCUGACCGCAAACCCUCUACCAAUUCUCGACUAUUCAACUCUCGAUGAUUUUGCCAAAGUGUAUGCGAAGAACAGCGAGCGCGCAAAAAGCAUCCUCGGACCGGCGCCUCCGGGUGUCAAAGUUACUGAGCUGCAAUAUGCUACCCGUGAUGGCUACAACAAUCGAGCAAAGCUGUUUCAGCCAGAAGACAUACCCGAGAAUGCCAGUCCCCUCAUUGUUAUGAUCCAUGGGGGAGGCUUCUGCUUCGGCUCACCGGAGGGAGAAGAGCAGACCUGUCGCAAUUUUGUGCUGGCGCUGGGCGUCACCUGCGUCGCCAUUGCAUAUCGCCUGGCGCCAGAGUACCCUUUUCCCUAUGCGCCCAACGACUGCUGGGAUGCUCUGAAAUGGUGUGCAGCGAAUGCGCAAUCCUGGAAUGCUGAUACCUCCGCCGGCUUCGUUGUUGGUGGAAGUAGUGCUGGAGCGAACAUAGCUGCCGUGCUUGCCCAUCGGGCGAGGGAUGAAGGAAUCUCAUCUCCAUUGACCGGACAAUACCUAGCUAUCCCAUUAUUAUGUCCCGAAGGCAAGAUGCCUGAAAAGCAUAGGCCACUCUGGCUGGCCCGCACACAAAAUCACAACGCACCAGUAAUUCCAAAAGCCGCUCUUGAUAUGUUCAUGGGCGCCUACCAGCCCAAUUUUGACGACACUGUCAACUUUGCAAUCUUCAACCAUCCACACGGCCACGGUAACCUUCCUCCAACAUUCUUCCAGGUUGAUGGAAUGGAUCCACUCCGGGACGAAGCCAUCAUCUACGAGCGCGUGUUGAGAGAAGAGUACGGUUUGAAGACGAAGAUGAACGUCUAUCCCGGCCUUCCUCAUGGACAUUGGAGCUUCUUCCCAACGUUGAAGGCGAGUGCGAAGGCACGGAUAGACCAACUGGAAGGCAUGAGCUGGCUUCUCGGGAGGACGCCAGAUUUCUCCAAAGUCGGCUUUGGCCCGGUAGCUGCGACCCUGUAA
Messenger RNA from Rhinocladiella mackenziei CBS 650.93, 1062 nucleotides. RefSeq lists its product as uncharacterized. The transcript is spliced from 2 exons. Lineage: Eukaryota; Fungi; Ascomycota; Eurotiomycetes; Chaetothyriales; Herpotrichiellaceae. Gene Ontology annotation, molecular function: hydrolase activity. Bases 1 to 1062 code for a protein of 353 amino acids. The record is from RefSeq and is a predicted model, not a curated record.